CAUGUGAUGUUUUCUCUUCGCUCACUCGACUUUGUUCGGAGGUAGGAAAAUCGAUUGAAACCAGCGGCUGGUCCGAAAAGUGAUCUGCAAGUGCUAAAUUCUUCCCGAAACCGACGCCAGAACAUCACGAUGGGUGCCUCCGCCCUGCCAAUCAUCAUUUUCUCGGCCAUAUUCGGCGUUAUCGGUAUUGUGCUGCCAAUCGUAGCGCCCAAGGGUCCGAACCGCGGGAUUGUCCAGUGUGUGCUUAUUCUGACGGCGGCCACCUGCUGGUUGUUCUGGCUGUGUUGCUACAUGGCCCAGAUGAAUCCCCUGAUCGGACCGAAACUGCACCAGAACACGAUUCUGAUUAUGGCUCGCGAGUGGGGCAACCCACUGCCUGAUAUGGAUGGCUACCAUCCAGAGCACUAAAUCGACCGGCCGCAGAUCACGUGUACGGGGCCAGAACAUUCCUCCACCCGCCCCAAACAUCAUGUAGUCAUCGAGUUCCCGCAGGCCACCGGCGCCCUCCACUGAUCCUGGGUGGAUAUAUGUGUGUGUCUGGAUGUGGCGUGUGUAUGUUUAUGUAAACAGAUGGAUUUUCCCCAGGUCAUGUGCUCUCAUGGUGGGCAUGAUGUGGGGUUUGAAGUAUUUUGUUCCCCCCCCCCCCCCCCCACAAAACCCCCAAUUCCAAAUUCCAACUAAACAACACUGUCCCGUGGAGGAGGAAGAGGGUUUAAUGUGUAUUCCGGAUGCUUGUCGUUUCAUUUUCUGCUGUUGUUAUUCGUUUAUCCUAGAUGAUGUAUUAUACAAAAUAAAGUAGCCCAACGUACCGACCGGUGGAA
Messenger RNA from Anopheles darlingi, 821 nucleotides. Its product is annotated as V-type proton ATPase subunit e 2-like. The record is from RefSeq and is a predicted model, not a curated record. Gene Ontology annotation, molecular function: proton-transporting ATPase activity, rotational mechanism. Lineage: Eukaryota; Metazoa; Arthropoda; Insecta; Diptera; Culicidae. Gene Ontology annotation, biological process: proton transmembrane transport. The coding region runs from base 130 to 408 and encodes 92 amino acids. Gene Ontology annotation, cellular component: plasma membrane proton-transporting V-type ATPase complex; proton-transporting V-type ATPase, V0 domain. The transcript is spliced from 3 exons.